AUGCUUCACCAUCUCAUGGUUGGGACCUGGACGCCUCCAGGCGCCAUUUUCAGCUUCGAGUUCGAUGAUCAGGCACUGACCUUGAAACUGAUUCACAGAGCAGAGAUCCCAAAAGAUGAGCCCAUUUCCUGGAUGACUUUCAAUCAUUCCAAGAAAACAAUAUACGGCGCGUCCAUGAAAAAGUGGUCUAGUCACACAGUCAAUAGUCCAACCGACAUCAGGCACCACGUGUCGCAUUCGAUUGCUGGACACCCCCUCGCCCCAAGUAGUCACUCUAACACCCGAGCGAUCUUCGUCCUGGCAGCACAGAAACCUCCUUUUAACGUUUAUGGCAACCCUUUCUACAAGUAUGCCUCGCAUGGGAAUGUCUUUGCUGUGGAUGACAAAGGUGGCCUGACAAAAAAUGUGCAAAACUACGAGUAUGAGGAAGUCGCAGGCGUGCAUGGAAUGGUUUUUGAUCCAACCGAGUCAUUCUUGUACUCAGCAGAUAUGGGCGCGAAUAAACUGUGGACACAUGCAAAGGACAAAGAGACCGGGACAGUACAGCUCCUGGCCAGCAUCUCUGCACCCGGUCCUGGGGAUCACCCUCGAUGGGUGGAAAUGCACAAGAGCGGAAAGCAUCUAUAUUUGCUGAUGGAGGCAGGAAAUCGCCUGGCUGAGUACAAAAUCGACCAACAAUCCCACGUACCUGAAUUCACCGGGAAAAUCUUCCCACUCUUCCCAGAAGAAUUACUGCCCAAUAAAAAGAACUAUCGUGGUGACGUUUGUUUUUGUGCCCAAAGUGGUCAAUACCUCUUUGCAACAACGCGCUCGAACACGCUGGAUACCCCAGGCUGGAUCAGUGCGUAUCAACUUGACGAAGAGGGCAGCAUUGAAAAGCAACUUUGCUUGCAGCCUACGACUUCCAGUGGGGGCCAUUCGAAUGCUGUUAGUCCAUGCCCUUGGACUGAUGAAUGGGUUGCUUUGACGGACGACACCGUCGGCUUCAUUGAGAUGUACCGAUGGGCGAACGAAAAGCUCGAAGUGGUAGCUCGGUGCGAAGUACAUGAACCCGGAUUUGGCAUGAAUGCGAUAUGGUAUGAUUAA
Molecule: messenger RNA, 1086 nt
Organism: Exophiala aquamarina CBS 119918
Lineage: Eukaryota; Fungi; Ascomycota; Eurotiomycetes; Chaetothyriales; Herpotrichiellaceae
Product: carboxy-cis,cis-muconate cyclase
Exons: 4
Coding region: 1-1086 (361 amino acids)
Molecular function (GO): protein binding; 6-phosphogluconolactonase activity
Source: RefSeq, a predicted model, not a curated record